Molecule: messenger RNA, 552 nt
Organism: Ustilaginoidea virens
Lineage: Eukaryota; Fungi; Ascomycota; Sordariomycetes; Hypocreales; Clavicipitaceae
Exons: 2
Coding region: 1-552 (183 amino acids)
Biological process (GO): protein acetylation
Molecular function (GO): N-acetyltransferase activity
Source: RefSeq, a predicted model, not a curated record
AUGGCCCCUGAAGCUACGGUACGGCACGCUCGCCGCACAGAUGCCCCGGCGAUCCUGGAGCUGAUUCGCGCUCUUGCCCUCUACGAGAAAGAGCCCCAUGCUGUCGAGGCCACGGUCGAGAGCAUACAGCGGACCGUGGCGUUUGCGCCGUGCGACUCGGCGGGGGACGAUGCCGCCGCGCCGGAUACGGAGCCCGUUACCCCCCAGCGGCCGGCGCGGUGUCUGCUGCUCAUCAGUCCCGCGGGGGAGGCUGUAGGAAUGGCGCUGUACUUUUACAACUACAGCACGUGGCGGUCCAAGCCUGGCAUCUACCUCGAGGAUCUCUUCGUCCAGCCCUCGGAGCGGGGAAAGGGCUACGGCAAGAGGCUUUUGGUCGAGCUGGCCAAGCAGGUCGUGGCCAUGGGCGGCGGAAGGCUGGACUGGGUGGUUCUCAAGUGGAAUGAGCCGAGCAUCAGGGUAUAUGAGAGCAUUGGGGCAAAGGCGCAGGACGAGUGGGUGGGCAUGCGAGUCGAGGGAGCUAGUCUCGAGAAGCUUGCUCAUCUUCUAGACUAG